This is a messenger RNA of Suillus fuscotomentosus, 1701 nucleotides long. RefSeq lists its product as uncharacterized. The record is from RefSeq and is a predicted model, not a curated record. NCBI's taxonomy places the organism in Eukaryota, Fungi, Basidiomycota, Agaricomycetes, Boletales, Suillaceae. The transcript has 10 exons. The coding region runs from base 1 to 1701 and encodes 566 amino acids.
AUGCCUCCCAGAGCAUCUCUAACACCGUCAGAAAUAGCCGCCCACAAGCGGAACAGCAAAACAAAGGCCAAGGCGAGUCAAGAAUCUGGUGGUGAAAAUCAAGGCGAUACAGAUAAACCAUUGCAACGGUCGUCGAAGAUAAAGGCCUUAGAGCGGAAAGUUUGGAAUGAGACAACGGCCAACAGUCAUAAGCGCGCACCCACAGUAACUGGACUGCAAUCAGCACCUGCAGCCAAAUUAGCACGGAAGAUACCUGCAAAAAAGCUAGAUCACAACAAUGACCGUGGUCAAGAAGCACAUGAAGUUAUCAGUCAUGCUGAAAGUCGAGGUCGUGAGAGAUCAACGCACUCUUCGAAAUCAGCCACGGUGUCAAUUGAAGAUAGUGACACUGUUAGUGAAUACGGAGAGAGUGACGAUGCAUCUGAAAAAUCAGACAACGACAUGGAAGUUCCUGAGGAUGAUGACUUUGAGUCACUCUCCCAGGAGGAACUCAUUAAAGAGAUUCCCCAUUUUGUGCGCACAGGUAGCAAUGUAUCUGAAUGGAUGGCCUCUGGCACUACUGCCGGUGUUCCUCAAGUUGAUGUUGCUGACAAAGCCUCUGAUGGUCAUUCCAAGCCAUAUUACCGUGAAGCAACAGCCGUCACCAAACACCAGCCAGACAAGAAGAAAGACAAGAAGAAAAAGAGCAAGCUAGAAGAACGACAAGUGUUACAAGUAACAUCGGCUACAUGGCCCCCCUAUCAUUUUUCCCCUUCGUCCUCGCCCUCGUAUGCCUCCGGCUCGCACUUCUCUACCGACUAUCCGUUGACCGGAUCCUCGGGACCGUUCCCGUCCCUCAUCCCCCUCCUAUCGCACCAACAUCUAGUCUACUCAGCAGACGGCUCUAUCAACCUCAAGGCUCAAAACACCCGGAUACAGAAUGUGUUGAAGGCCGCCAUGUUCGAACUCAAGAAAGCCUCUCUCUUCGACAACACAUUCCCCAACAUCACUCAGAAGCGAAAGAUGGCCCUGGAAGCGGUCCAUACCGCUGCUGGGAAGCGCAAGGAAUAUGCGAUAUUAAAGAGGAUGAAGCACGACUUUGAUUACGCACUGGCUCUGGCCGGGAUCCCGGAGGGACGAAUGAGCUCCUUCCGCACCAAUCUCAAGAAGCUCGCACAUCAAAUUGUUGUAUCACAUUUUGGACUCCAGAAAGGCUGCGCUGACAAGGUAGAAGACCUUCUUAAAAGUCACAAGUAUAUUUUUCCAACCGAUGCCAAGGGUAAGGUCCUUGGGGACCAACCGUUUUGUGAUGAGGCUACCAUUGACAUCAUCCGAUUGUCAUUCUUUGAUGGCGGCGAGGACUCAUUUGGCAGUCAGUGCCAUGAUGAUUUCAUUUCUGUCUUAGAUGGAAACAAUGAGCCAGAGCUACCGGUGGCUAUGGUGUGUUUGACUGCAACUAUGAUUUAUGCGAUAUUGAAGGAUUGGAGUAGCGGCAACCCGCCUUCAAAUGCGCAAGUCAAAUCAUUCAAUGCCUCCUCCCACGUCGGUGUUUACAAGGCUCACCAAGCGACUCUCAACCGCAUCUUCAAUGGCAGUAUAAAGAAGUACCAUGCACUGAUGGCACGGCUUUACAAGGCAGUCAGUGCAAUCGAGAACUCGGCGUCCACUGCCUCAUCAAGCACUUGCGACUAUCUCGAUCUCGAUGCAAUGGUCGAAGAAUAA